This is a messenger RNA of Monascus purpureus, 2190 nucleotides long. The record is from the annotation of a GenBank genome assembly. Lineage: Eukaryota; Fungi; Ascomycota; Eurotiomycetes; Eurotiales; Aspergillaceae.
AUGUCCUCCAGACCCAAGCCAAAAUCAAACGCAGAGCCGAAUCGUGACCCCCCAAGCUCCUUUUUGCUCUCCCCUGCCGGCUAUGACGACGACGCUUCCUCCUUACGCUCCCUGUCGGAGCAGGACUCUGACUCCGAAGACGAUGAGUUUCUCCGUAACUCUCGCUCUACCCUGGAAUUGAACGCUCAUGAUCGGGCUGUGCUGGAAGAGGAGGAGGAGCUGGAGAAACUGUUGACCAGACGCGGGCCUGCUGGUGGCCUAAGGAGGAUCUUCUCGGGGGGUUCUCACGGAAGCGUUAGGAUUGGGAAGAGAGAUCGGCGACGAAGAAAGAAAGGAAGGAAGCUGGACGAGGAUGGCGAUGAAGGGGAGAGGGGUGAGUUGAUGUUCGAGAUGGAGGAAAGGUAUCGGGAUCAUGACCAUAACUACGAUGACAACGAGUCCGCACGUAGGCUUGGGACGCCGUCCGUGGAGAUGGGUGGCUUUUAUUCGCAGUCCCAGAAGACAACAGUACCGUGGCGAAGGCUCUUGUUGAUCUUCGCCGUGAUCCUCGUGCUAUUUCUCAUCAUUUUCCUGGGUGCAUACAAGGCUUCCAGUGGUUAUCGAUCGUCUCAUCGUCAUCGCCAACUGCGAUCGAAUGGCACUGCCCUGUUUGCACCCACCACUAUCCUGAUCUCAUUGGAUGGGUUUCGAGCAGACUUCCUCAAUCGCGGGUUGACCCCGACUCUGAAUGCGCUCAUUGCCGAUGGUGUCUCCCCGCGAUACAUGAUGCCCAGCUUCCCCAGUGUUACCUUUCCUAACCAUUUCACCCUCGUGACGGGGCUGUAUCCUGAAAGCCACGGGAUUGUAGGCAAUACGUUCUGGGAUCCCGCGCUGCAGGACUCGUUCUAUUAUACACGCCAAGAAAUCAGUAUGCAAGCAAAAUGGUGGAACGCUGAACCGCUCUGGGUGACGGCCGAGAAGAUGGGCGUGCCGGUUGCGGUGCACAUGUGGCCGGGCUCUGAGGCGCAUAUCGCGGGCAUGGAUCCAACGUUUUUGGACAAAUUCAACGGGUCAGAGGCAUUGACCCGGAAAGUCGACCGGAUCCUACACUUCCUCGACCUGCCCGGUGAGGAAGCGAAGGAAUCUGUCAACGCACCCAAGCGACCGCAGUUUAUUGCUGCGUACGUCCCUAAUGUUGACGCAGAUGGGCAUAAGUACGGUCCUAAUAGCACCGAAAUUCGGAGUACAAUUUCAAGUGUCGAUGGAAUGUUGGCCAGCCUGUUUGCUGGCAUUCAAAACCGCAAUCUCACUGAUAUAGUCAACAUUAUCGUGGUCUCCGAUCAUGGCAUGGCGACCACCUCCACCGAGAGAUUGGUGCAGUUGGAUGACUUCAUUGAUCUCAAUCUCAUUGAGCGCAUUGACGGAUGGCCGUCUCGCGGACUUCGACCGAAAAAAUCGGAUGAUAUCCCGGUCCUCAUGGACCAACUAGCCAAAAUGGUGGCCAAGUACCCGCACGCUGUCGAGGUUUACGACCAUGAGACAAUGCCAGAACGGUACCAUUUCACCGACAACAAUCGCAUAGCUCCUCUUUGGGUGAUUCCCAAGGCAGGUUGGGCCAUUGUCGAACGGCCGAAUUUCGACGUCAGCGAAGCCCUUGAAAAUUGGACACCGUAUUACCCCAAAGGCAUUCAUGGGUACGACCAUGAACAUCCGCUGAUGCGGGCCAUCUUCGUCGCCAGGGGCCCGGCAUUUCCACAUCCGCCUAAUAGUCGACUAGACACAUUCCAAAAUAUCGAGGUUUAUAAUAUUAUUUGUGAUUCUUUGGGCCUCACACCGCUGCCCAAUAACGGGACGUUGCGACUGCCUCUGCAGCCGGUCGGGCUGCAUUCCGAUGAGGCCCCGGCGGUGGUCAGUCCAGAAGAUCCUCCCGUUAGUACCGGGACGUCUACGGUCCCUUCUUUGGCCUCGGAGGUCCUUUCUCCAGACUCUUCAGGUGUGGGCUUGCCCCAUCCUUCAUCACCCACACAUACAACGACGCUGGAGAGCGACGAAGGGAGUGGAAUUGAGAAUUCCUCCAAAGAUAACGCGGGGAGCGACGAAAAUGAGCCUGACGCCAGCUGGUGGCAGUCAGCCUUGGACAAAUGGAACGACUUCAAAGACUGGGCCACGCAGUUAUUAGCUGCUGAAAAGGAUAAUCACCCGUCUCGUUGA